Closterium sp. Naga37s-1 is the source of this 1437-nucleotide messenger RNA. NCBI's taxonomy places the organism in Eukaryota, Viridiplantae, Streptophyta, Zygnematophyceae, Desmidiales, Closteriaceae. The record is from the annotation of a GenBank genome assembly.
AUGGCAGAUAAUGAUCUCGCGUUCAACGUGUCUCAUUCAAACUCGUUCCAGGCGUUUGUGGACGCGGCCGUCAACUUCGCGAAGCCAUACACUCUUCCCACACCCUACCGAGUCUCGGGCCCGCUGCUUGCCAAACUCAGGGCUGAUACGGAAGCCCUCGUUCAGCCGCUCAAGGACUCUUGGAACACGAGCGGGUGCUCCCUCUCGGUGGACGGGUGGACGUGCAUCAAGUCACGAGGCAUGGUGUGCGUCAUCGCGCUUAACGACACGGCACCCGUCAUUGUUGAGGUCGUGGACUCAAAGACUGCAAAAAAGACCGGAGCGUACCUGGCGGGACUUAUUGGCGAUGCGAUCCGCUCUGUGGGAGGCCAUCACGUCGUCCAAGUCGUGAUGGACAACGCGUCCAACAACAAGCGUGCGGCCGAGUUGCUGAAACCCGAAGUUCCCCAUGUGUUCUUCACGAAUUGCGCCGCGCAUGUGUUGGACCUCAUGUUGCACGAUUGCGGGAAGGUUCGGGCGGUGAGACGCGUUCUAGCCCAAGUACACCGCGUGGUUAUGAUGGUGAAGGGCAGCGCCUCCGCGGUUGUGCUUUUCCGCACACUCUUCACGAAGUUGUCGUUGGUCCGGCCCGGUGCAACGCGUUUUGGGACCCAAGUGAUCAUGGUCGGCCGCUUCUUGGAAGUGAAGAGGGCGCUUAAGGCGAUGGUGAUUAGCGAGGAGUGGGAGCAGGUGGCGGUGGCACGGUCGAAAGAGGGGCAAGCGGUCCGCACGCUCCUACUUGAUGAUGUGUUUUGGGAGCUCGUUGUCGCAGUCCAGCGCCUCAUGACUCCGGUCUAUGAGGUGCUUCGGGCUGUUGACAAACGCUCUCUACUCAUGGGGCAGAUAUAUGGCCUCAUGUUAGAGGCCACUGUCAAAACGAACGAGGCUGCAGAGGCGGCAGGCCGUCCUUCUUGGCAACCAUCAAGGCAAUCGUGGCCAAGAGACCGAGCAGCGGCAGCAGCGGCGCUGGAGUUGAAAGAAGAUGGACCAGAUGCGGAGCUCACAGGGGUGCUGCAGGCUCGACUGGACCGCAUCGAGUCGUUUCCCUCGGCCGCUGGCGCCAUGCAUGGUGCCGCGGUCGAUGGGGCGCCGCUGCUGUCUCCGGGUGGGGUGAGCCAGAAUGGAGGUGCGGGAGGAGCGUGUGGUGUUAUCAGCCCGAGGGCGCAAGUGGCGAGGGAAGCACGGAGUGGUGGUGCUGCUGGGUCAGGGUCUGGAGCUGUGUUCAAGGGUAACAGUGGGAAGCCGGCUGUGGAUGGGGGCGGCAGUGCAAUGGGUUCGACGCGGUCGAGCAGGAUAGAGAGCGGUGGGCCGAAUGAUGAGCUGGCUGGGCGGCUUCGAGCUCGAAUCGAUAAGAUUGAGACGGGGCCGAAAUGUGAUGACCUGAAUGCUCACAAGUGA